UAAAGGAAAUGGAAGAAAUAGAAUUUGACAGUAAUACCAAUCACUGCUUUAAACUAGCUGUUUAUGCCCUUGACAUGUUCAUGUCAGUUUAUUUCUUGGUUGGCUGAGGUUUGUAUGUUUUUUGUUACAGAAUCUAGUUUAUUGCUUUAAGUUUUGAAUUGUUACUUGUAGCUGGUUUGACUGGAGUUAAUGCAUGAUCAAUACACCAUAUGCUAUUAAACAGUUAAGUAAACAAUAACUGGCUGCCUUUAAGUUGCGCUUUACUAAAAAGUUUUUUUUUGUGUGUGUGUGUUUUGUUUUGUUUUUAUAAAAGCUUUGUACUCUCAUACGUGUACACUACCUUGGAUUUAUCAUGCUCAUGGAGAACAGUGUGAUAAGAACUGUUGUCCCAGGUGCAAUUUUUCUCUUCUGAAUCAUUUUCCAUGAUCUUAUUGGUUGUUCCGUAGUUAUCGGUGUGAAAUCAAUCACUUAAAAACAUGAAUGCUAUUCUUGAACUGUGCAGGAGUUUCCUCUCUAAAGUUUUGUGGAUGUGAGUUCUCCUCUUCUCCACUGCAAUGAAGAAUAUUGUGUUUGCUUUGCUGGUUGUGGCUGUGGCUUGCAGCGCAGAUGAUAAAAUCAUUGGAGGUUAUGAAUGUUCGCCAAACUCCCAGCCCUGGCAAAUCUACCUUACUUACGAUGAUGGGCAACGCUGGUGUGGAGCAUCUUUGAUUAAUGAAAGAUGGGUUGUUUCUGCUGCUCACUGCUACGUUUCAGCUUCUCGUCUUACUGUCCACCUGGGAGAGCAUAAUGUGUACAUUGAAGAAGGCACAGAGCAGCGGAUCGGGGCAGAGAAAGUGAUUCCUCACCCGAAAUAUAACGAUUAUACUUAUGACAAUGAUUUCAUGCUGAUCAAGCUGAAAGAGCCUGCCGUCUUCAACCAGUACGUGCAGCCAAUCUCUCUAGCAACCAGCUGCUCUUUUGCUGGGGAGCAGUGCUUGGUUUCUGGAUGGGGCAAUCAGAUUACCACUGGAGUUGACUAUGCUGACAAGCUGCAGUGUUUGGAUUUGCCUGUGCUGUCAAGGUCACAGUGUGAGAGUGCGUAUGGAUGGCAAAUCACUAAUAACAUGUUCUGUGCUGGAUUCAUGGAGGGAGGCCAAGACUCAUGUCAGGGUGAUUCUGGCGGUCCUGUGGUGUGUAAUGGUGAACUGCGAGGAGUUGUUUCUUGGGGCUAUGGCUGUGCUCAACAAGGCUAUCCUGGGGUUUAUGCUGAGGUGUGCGCUACACUGACUGGGUCCAGUCCACCAUAGCUAACAAUUAACUAUUUGUUCAGCCAAUUUGGACCUUUAUCUGUA
Molecule: messenger RNA, 1331 nt
Organism: Onychostoma macrolepis
Lineage: Eukaryota; Metazoa; Chordata; Actinopteri; Cypriniformes; Cyprinidae
Product: trypsin-2-like
Exons: 5
Coding region: 555-1286 (243 amino acids)
Biological process (GO): proteolysis
Molecular function (GO): serine-type endopeptidase activity
Source: RefSeq, a predicted model, not a curated record